This is a messenger RNA of Girardinichthys multiradiatus, 1730 nucleotides long. It is a transcript of the gene herpud2, whose product is annotated as HERPUD family member 2. Gene Ontology annotation, biological process: endoplasmic reticulum unfolded protein response. The record is from RefSeq and is a predicted model, not a curated record. The coding region runs from base 180 to 1154 and encodes 324 amino acids. The transcript is spliced from 8 exons. Lineage: Eukaryota; Metazoa; Chordata; Actinopteri; Cyprinodontiformes; Goodeidae.
CUUUGACGUCAUAAAUCAGCUGUUAUGAAGGUAGUGGUCACGUGAUUUCCGCUCACAGUCGACAUUACUACAACAAGGCUGGCGAGACCGAGCCGUGCAGGAACGAGGAGACGAGUGGAGGAAACAGCUUUCUGAAAAACUGGAGCUGAUUUACUGAGAAAGGCUUCUUCAAGACCACAAUGGGAUCACAGAGUCCCUCAAGCUCUCAAAUGCCUCACAGAUCCUCCAACUCCUCGGCUUCUGAAUCCAACAGUUCAGACAGCACCAGCUCCUCCUCACCUGCCUCGGCACCAAAUCUGGACAGCCAGUCAGCCUCUUCUUCCUCUGCCUCUUCCUCUCCCCCAGGGAUGUAUGAUGGGUUGAGGAAUCGCAGUGGCAUUCCCUCCUACGACCCUCAGACCACCCCUGGUGUCCCUCACUGCCCAGAUGCAGCGCAGGUCCCCCUACAAGGCGGCCUCCCGGCCAGCAUGCCAACCCAUCCAGCCUAUAUGCCCAUGCAGAUGCUGUGGUGGCAGCAGAUGUACGCACGCCACUACUAUAUGCAAUAUCAGGCAGCAGUAGCUGCGUCGCAGCCUCCCAGCACUUCUCCUCCCUCCUCAUCACCCCCUCAGCCCGCCCAGCCCAAUGAAGCCCUGCAGCCUCCACUGGGCCCUAACCCAGCCCAGAACCCUCUUCAAGAGAACCUACCCGCCAACCCUAUCCAAAUGAAUGCACAGGGUGGUGCGGUGUUAAAUGAUGACGAGCUGAACCGGGACUGGCUGGACUGGUUGUACACGGUGUCACGUGCUGGUGUUCUGCUAAGCAUUGUUUACUUCUACUCCUCCUUUAGCCGCUUCGUCAUGGUGGUUGGUGCCAUGUUGCUCGUCUUCUUGCACCAGGCUCGGUGGUUUCCCUUCAGACCAGAGCAGCAGGAGGUCAGAGGAGAAGAACGGGCCGGCCCUCCUCCAGGAGAAGCACAGAGGCUACAGGACAUGCAGGAAAUUGAACGACUAAUGGAUGAGGGGAUGGAGGAUGAUGAAAGUGGUGGAGAAAAUGGAGAUCGGCCUCAGGGUCCUGCCGUGCCAGAGCCAAACAUCCUUGUCGUUGCAUGGUCCUUCAUCAGCGCCUUCUUCACCUCACUCUUCCCUGAAGUUCAGCCCCACCCGGCUAACUAGGACUACACUUUCUUCCUCCUGCCAGCAGGUACCGCUCUACAGUUUUCAACCUUCAUCCUCACAGCCCCCAAAAACACCUUGAAGAAUCACUUGAGUCCGAUAGCACAGUGACAGCCGGUUGAUCCAGUCGACAACUUCUACUAAAAGAUUCAAAGUGUCACUGCUGAAAGUACGACAGUGAAGGAACUGAGAAAUGAAAAAAUAAAAUGUCUUUGGAGUAAAUGUCCCAACUGUGAAGGAAAAGAUGGCGAUGUCAAGACGCAGAACGGAGCUGUCUCCGAUUCCGUGCAGCGAUGGAGUCACAAUUAUGGAUUUUUUUUCUUUAUUUUUCUGAGACAUGUGACUGAAAUAAAAGAUACUUCAGAAAACCUCCCUAGAUUGAGAGGGAGUUCGUCCUUAUGGAAAAAACCCUUCUGUACGACCUUUCCAUUUGUACACAGGGUGUAUAUAGACAUUACAGCUACUGAAGCUCAGUAUUUUACACUUUAUCAUCUAUUUACACAAGUAAAUAUAUGCAUCUAUAAUUCCAGGAUAUAUGCUUUUAUGAAUAAAGUUGUGCCUGCAUACAGAAAUUAA